This is a messenger RNA of Misgurnus anguillicaudatus (oriental weatherfish), 2083 nucleotides long. RefSeq names its product stromal cell-derived factor 2 (gene sdf2). The record is from RefSeq and is a predicted model, not a curated record. Lineage: Eukaryota; Metazoa; Chordata; Actinopteri; Cypriniformes; Cobitidae.
AGCGGCUCGAUUACAGACUUGAAAAUAAACGACGAGAAGAGGAAAAAGCGUCGCUUCUGAGCAGCUUGCUGGUGACAACAAAAAUGGCUGAGAGUUACAGCAUUAAUUCUGCUUCCGGGCCCGGCAAAGUUCAAGUCAUGGAUAGUUCUGGCUUUUUACGAGUCCAGUUACCUAUAACAGUGUUAUUAUCGUGCAUGUUUACAUUCUCCACCGGCAGCGAAAUUAAUUUUGUAACGUGCGGAUCGGUGGUGAAGCUGCUCAACGUGAAACACAACGUCAGAUUACACUCUCAUGAUGUCCGAUAUGGAUCUGGUAGUGGUCAGCAGUCGGUCACAGGUGUAACCUCAGUGGAGGACAGUAAUAGUUACUGGAGUGUUCGUGGCACCAUUGAAGCCAUAUGUCACAGAGGGACUCCUGUUAAAUGUGGUCAGAACAUUCGUCUCACCCAUGUCAACACGGGCCGCAAUUUGCACAGUCACUACUUUACCUCUCCACUUUCGUCAAAUCAGGAGGUCAGCGCAUUUGGUGAGAACGGUGAGGGUGACCAUCUUGACGAGUGGACCGUUCUGUGUGCAGGCUCAGUUUGGCAGCGUGAGGAGUCUGUUCGGUUUCGCCACACAGCCACUGAGGUUCUGUUGUCUGUGACGGGUGAACAGUACGGCAGACCCAUCCACGGCCAGAGAGAAGUGCACGGAAUGAUGAUCAGUAGCCCACACAGCUACUGGAGAACAAUGGAGGGCGUCUUUAUGAAACCAAGUGAGCUUGGACCCAAGGAUUUCAACAGCCCACUACACACAGAGUUUUAAAGGGACAUGUUAUACAAGAUCUGCUGGACUCUCUAUUUUAUAUAGUUUUGUUGUUAAACUUAAAGGAAUGGUUCAUUCAAAAAUGAUAUUUAUACCAACAUUAACUCAUCCUCAAUAGUAUAACUUACUUUCUUUUGUGGACACAGCUAGAUAUAGUAUGGAGAAUGUUAGUGACUAAGUGAGGAAGUCACAAUUCACUAUCACUGUGUUAAAAAAACAUUCUUUAUUAUGUCUAUUCUUUAAAAUGUUCAACUAAAGAAAAGGAAUUAUAUGGUAUGGAAAAACCAUGAGUGUGAGUUAAUGAUGACAGACGUUUCAUUAUUGGGUGUACUGUCCCUUUAAACAGAAAGUAUUCAGACUGUGCCUCGUGAUCAUUUUAACACUUGAAUUAUAAAAUGUUAUAUUGCAUAGUCAACAUAUAAGACAAACUGAACGUCAUUCAUUGCUUUAGUUUUUCAAAGGUGCUGUUAGCUUUUCAAACUCAAAAGUUCAAUUGCAGUUUUUCAAACAAACUUCUGGUUUGAACAUACUGUACUCACCUAUUAGAAUAUUUAAUUAUUCUAAUAUAUUAUGAAAUGCAUGGCCAUCUGUCUGUACCUUAUUGCAGUGUAAUACAUUUGCAUACAUGAAAAAUUACAGAAUAUGCACUUGAAGGUAGAUUUCUACACUUGAGAGUAAAACAGCAGUGGGACAUUGUACUUGCUGUAUUUAAGUAUUAUACCAGUUAUUUUUAUGUGAAGCAUGUGUUUUUAGGAACAGGUGGUAUUUUAGGUUUUCUAAUAAGGUGAAAUCCAGAGUCUACAAGUAAUGCAAUUUUUUUAAGUACCACUUAAAAUAACAAAUAUCUGCUUAUAAGUUUAUGGUUAAAAUCAAAACAGUGCCUUUUUUUAUUAUGAUAAACAUUUACUGAAAUUACAUAUAAGUGCUGUGCAAUCUAAGUUACACUUUAAAUGUAAUUGAUGCAAUUUGUUAUUUUCUUGAUAUGAAUAUGUAGUUAUGACUUGUAAACCAUUAUUUUGUCUACAUGUUUACAGGUCAAAAUCAUAUACCUUGGUAUAUAAGAUGUUGUCAUUGUACAAUGUCACAAUGUUAAUUUCUACACAGUUACAACUGAGAACACACAGUUAACUCUAUGAAGAAAAUAUACCUCAUUAUGUUCACGUUCUACUUCAGGCCUUGGAAAACAGUAUUUUUAAAUGUUUAAAUGUGUCUGUGUGUUCUCACGACUUGUAAAAAUGCUAUUUUGUAGAUUAUAGAGAUUAGAGAAAGCUGCUUAA